Messenger RNA from Mizuhopecten yessoensis (Yesso scallop), 1047 nucleotides. RefSeq lists its product as uncharacterized. NCBI's taxonomy places the organism in Eukaryota, Metazoa, Mollusca, Bivalvia, Pectinida, Pectinidae. The record is from RefSeq and is a predicted model, not a curated record. Bases 1 to 1047 code for a protein of 348 amino acids. The transcript has 2 exons.
AUGUCAGGACGACGAGCUACAGGAUAUGUCGCGGAAUCGACGGAUGGUCUCAUCCAGAUGGACCUACCACCUCUUAUUGAAUGUAAGGACACACCCAACGACAGAGAAGAAAUCCCCAUACCCGAGAUAGCGGAACACAUUCUUCAUUUAGCAGACAUAGCAAGUCAGAUCCCGCACCUGAACUAUGAUGCCCCUAUUGCACUCCUCAUUAGCAGAGAUAUGGUUGAUGCUCAUAGGGCCGCAUUCUCUGUGAAAGAAGCCUUCGGCUAUGAUGUCUGCGACUUUGUGCUCAACAACUUCUACGUUGACGAUGGUCUGCUGUCACUCCCCGAUGUGGAAUCUGCGGUUGAUAUUCUCAAAAGAACUCACAUAGAAGGAAUCCUGCGACUUCAUAAAAUCUCCUCCAACAGUCAGGAACUCAUGGAUUCUUUCCCAUCAGAGGAUAUAGCGGAAAAUCUGAAGAAUAUCAGCUGUCAGACCGAAAACCCACCACUUCAACGCAGUCUAGGCAUUUUCUGGGAUAUAUCUCGCGAAACAUUCACUUGCACAGUGUCCCUUGACAAGAAACCGUUCACAAAAAGAGGAGUUUUGUCGACUGUUGGAAGCCUCUAUGAUCCCCUUUGCCUCCUUGCACCUAUAACCAUCAAAGGAAAAAUGUUCUUCAGAAAUGUUAUAAAUAUGAAAAGUGGUUGGAACGCCCCUCUACCCUCUGAUCUUGAGAGAGAAUGGCAUCAGUGGUGGUGUUCCCCGAAGGAGCUCGAGAUCCUCAAUAUACCUCGCUGCUACGGUAGUGGCACAACCGGAAAGAAUAUAAAUGAACUUCAUGUCUUCUCUGAUUCAUCAUCAGAAGCCAUCGCAGCAGUAGCCUUCUUGCGGACAAUCAACUGUGAAGGACAGACUGAGGUCUCGUUUGUCCUGGGAAAGGCGAAGUUGGCAUCAGCUGGAGGACACACUAUCCCUCGCUUGGAGCUAUGUGCGGCAGUCCUUGCCACUCAGAUAAAGGACACGGUGAUCGUUAGUCUGCACCUGGAUAUCAACAAAGUGUAG